Messenger RNA from Ahaetulla prasina, 11287 nucleotides. It is a transcript of the gene AIRE, whose product is annotated as autoimmune regulator. Gene Ontology annotation, cellular component: cytoplasm; nucleus. Gene Ontology annotation, molecular function: translation regulator activity; DNA-binding transcription factor activity, RNA polymerase II-specific; DNA binding. Gene Ontology annotation, biological process: regulation of transcription by RNA polymerase II; humoral immune response. The transcript is spliced from 14 exons. Bases 1868 to 3271 code for a protein of 467 amino acids. The record is from RefSeq and is a predicted model, not a curated record. Lineage: Eukaryota; Metazoa; Chordata; Lepidosauria; Squamata; Colubridae.
CUUUAGAUCCUGGAAUUCAGAGGCAUAAACAUAUCCUGGAAAAUUGCAAUGGCAAAUCUUCUGCCUAGAAAACUAUAUACCCGUAGUCCUCGGGAAUGAAGCUUUAAAUUCUGGUCUGAUAUUAUAGAAAACAUUCAUCAUGUAUCCUGGAAGAAGAGAAUAAAUGCUUAUGAUACAACAGUCUCUGUAAUCUACUGUUGCACUGCAUAAUAAUAAUAAUUGAUGUCUAAAGGUCAUUGAAAUAGUGUUUGGGUGGAACCAGUCCUACCCAUGAGGGGACCCUAACCAUAACUACUUAGAAGGCCUGCCUCUUAAUCCUACUUCUUUAUCAUUAUAUGGAAAUAGAAUCAAGUUUGAUGCUUGGCCUGAAUGAACAGAAUCUUUCUUCACACGGCAGUUUCUAAUAUAUCACAAGUGGUCAUAUCAAGUUAAAAUUCCAUUCAAAUUUCCAGUCAGAAUUUGCUAAUCGAUUGGGAUUGCAAAUAUGAAUAAUCUUUGAUACCAAGUUCACAUCAUUGAUUAGCAGCUGAAUCAUUCCAACAUAUAGUCAAAAUUUGCAGCUGACACAAAAUACGUCCAGCUUUUGGGAACAGGAACUCUGUCCAAAGUAUGCUUGUACCUGUCCAUAUUUUUCUAAAUAUGCACAUUCACAUUAUUCAAUAGAGCACUAAUGCUAACUUGCUUGGACCAUAUUUGCAAUUCUGAGAUGCUAAAAGUACUUUUACAAAAUAUAUAUGAGAUUUACUUCCCAUCAUCACUACCAUUUCCUAUAGCUCUUAAGAUGUCUUUUGCUAUGUUAGUUUGCCUUUAGUUUUUUGAGGGUACACAUGCAUACUUCAUAGCAUUGGGUUGUAGUCCCAUUUAAUGUGGCAGUUUUGAAAAUAAGCUUAACGCUGGUACUAUAUUUGUAAUAAAUCAGUUUACUUAUUUAGCUUUAUUAAAAAGUAACAAAAUAAUGGAACCUGGUGAUCACCAAAAAAGGGUUACCAGAUACACAGUGCUGCAUAAGGAGAAUAAAAUUUUGGGCUUACAUAAAACCCCAUUCAUAUUGUAUACAACUCAAUAUACCAUUGUUAAUUAUAGUGCGAUCUUUACACUUUAUUUGGAAAUGAUGGAUGACAGUAUUUUGACUUUAUUUUUCUAGUUCUUUGCUAACACAGUUCCUAGAAAUAAUGGCAAAGCUUUAUUUUGAUGAAAAAUACAUUUGUUUAUUAGCUUGUUCUGAACUGUAGGAAUAAAAUGGAUUAAAUGCUGAAACUUUUUUGGAACUUGUUAAAUUUUAUUUAUUUAGAUUUACUUAUCAAAUUUAGAAACUGACCAUUUCGCUCACAGAGCAAUUUUGUUAGGAGCACUUUUUUAUGCAAAAAUGAAGGGUGGGGUUUGAUUUUGUCCACCCAGGAGGAUUCCAGGCCCUCAUUUGUCACCUUUCCUUAUAUGUCUCAAGGCAAAAUUGCCUUGUCUUUAAGCAGACACUUGAUUGUUUUAACAGUAUUUUUAUAACAGUUCUCCCAUUUUUGUAUAUAGCAUAAUAAAGCCAGUAAUUUGCUAUCAAGAUUAUGGGAAUUGUAAUUCAAUACGUGUAAGAAAUAUUGGUCCCUGCUCCUGUGUAGCAUCAAGUCAAUCAUGGUUUAUACAUAGUGAAUGGAAUUGCAUGAAUCAAAUGAGCAAUACAGAUAAGCAUCAUGAAUGAAUUCAAUGCUUAACUAGCAACAGCCCUCAAUGCUUUCAGGUAAGUCUUUCCCAAUGCCAAUUUCAGCUGAAUUUUUAAUUUCACUUGAAAUUCUAAUAUAGCACAUACUUCUGUUUCUUGCAGUUCCCACUUCAUUAAUGAAUUUGGGUGAGGUACAAUGCCAUAAUAAACAUACUCAUGAUGUUCAAUUCCAAUAGAGCAUUAGGGGAAGGAGAUUUGAGAAAAUUACUGAAGAUUUAUCGCACAGAGAUUUCAAUGGCAGUGGAUGAUGUCUUCCCAUUACUUCAUGGACUUGCUGAUCAUGAAAUUGUCACUGAAGAGAUGUUCAAGGAUACUCUCCACCUGAAGGAAACCGAAGGUUGCCACAGGGCUUUUUAUACCAUGUUGACAUGGUUGCUAAAUCAGGAUUUAUCUUCUAUAGAAGAUUUCUGGAGAGUCCUUUUCAAAGAGUACAACUUGGAGAGGUAUUCCAAGCUUCAGUCCAUUUGGAGCAGCUUUCCUAAAGAUAUGGAUUUCGGCAAGCAUCGCAAAACAAAAAAAGUUGCCAUUAGUCCAAAGACUGUGACUCAGCACAAAUCCCAAGGAAAGAGAAAGAUAGAAGAAAAAGACCCUUUGCAAUUAACUCAGCCUUCAGGGAAAAUUGAUCCGCACUUUGGGCCCCUUCCUAAAACAAAAAUUGUGAAGAAAUCAGAAAAUGCUGAGGUACAACAAUACCCUCUUCCAAGUGGCAAUGCUAAGAAAUUUGUUAAAGUUGGGGAUGAAUGUUAUACAUCAAGCACACUGGAAGAACUUGGAGAAAAUAAAGCUUAUGAAAAGAAACCCAGCAUGAAUAACAAAGAACCCCAGAAGAACGAUGAUGAAUGUGCCAUCUGUAGGGAUGGUGGAGAGCUGAUCUGUUGUGAUGGAUGCCCUAAGGCCUUUCAUCUUGGUUGCCUUAUACCACCACUGACAGAAAUUCCAAGUGGGACAUGGAGGUGUGAUUCCUGCUCAUCUGGGAAAGCCAAAGAGGACAGGGGCACUGCAGAGGAGAAUAGAGAGUCCUUUACUCAAAGUCAGGGUGCUGUUUAUGUCCAGAGAACAAUUGAAGAUGGGAGGAGAGUUCUUAUCAAAGAACCUCUUUGUGCCUCCUUCAGGCAGCCCCUCCCAUCUUUGCUCUCUAUGUCCGUGGCAGCUCCAUCCACAGUACAGAACGCUGGAACAGAGAAACAACUGAAAUUAACCAUUGGUGACAAAUGCGGUAUAUGCCGCAAAGGAGGAGAUGUGAUCUACUGCAAUAAAUGUUUCAGGGCUUUCCACUGGCGCUGCCAUUUUCCUGCCCACACAGAUGAAAUCAGUGGAAUCCUGAUAUGUAAGUCCUGUUUUGACAACUCUACAGUUAUCAGCUUGGAAGGAGACUCUCACUCCAAUGCUCAAACACUACGAGCAGUAAAGGUGCUAGAAGAUUCUGCUGGAACUGAACCUGCAUUGAACAAAGAUGAUUUGGAUUCACUCUUAGGGGAGAAUACGUUUGAUGGGAUUUUGCAUUGGGCAUUCCAGAGCAUGCCUCGUUCAUUAUCAGGCACCCAAGGAUUUUUCUCAUAGUAGUCUUGGUGGCACUAUUUUUCAAUAUCUAGUUCCAUUGCUAUUGUUCAGUAACAUGAGAUAUAAUCUCAUUACAGUUCAACACUAUGUUCAAAAUAUGUUUUUUAUGUUUUAUAUAUUUUAAUGUCAUAUUUAUACCAAUAUGAUUGUUCCCUUAAAUGUGGUGAGUUUUAGUUGUCAGAAUGUACUGAUAGUGUUUAUUUAGUGUUUAUUUAGUAACUGUACAAUGAUGAUGAAAAACCAAUCUUUGCAUUUACAACCUUCAUGGGUCUGUAAAGCAAAAAAAAGAAAAGAAAAAACUGAAGUAACAUCAUAAGCAGCUGUAAUUUCAUUUACUGACAGCUUUGCUUAACCACAGAGUUCCAAUUGUGGUAAUUAAACUAGAACUUCAUGCUUAUUGUUAAUUCUGUAACUGAGCAGGUCAACAAAUUAUUUUUUCUAUUAAUCUCUUGUAACUGUUGGCAUGAUGGUAGUAUCAUAGUAAAACAUUCAGAAAAUCUGCAGGUGGUGGUGGUGUUCCCAGGGACUUAAUUUGCCUUCUGUGGAGAAAAGUUGGAUUCAGCUCAGGAAUUCCUAAUGACUAUUAGAGGCAUGGACCUGUUCCUGGUAUAAGGGGUCAACACAUUAUCACUUUAGAUGGGGUUUUUGUCUUGGGCCAGCCAAUUUGAUCUAUAACUUUGGGGCGUUAAUAUUAUGUUCUGCCAUGAUCAAAAGACUUGCAUAUUAUAAAGUGACUUCUAAAUUUCUGAAUGCCAUAACUUGAUAAGGAAGAUCUGGUGCCAUACCACUCAUGAAAUAAAUGUGCCUAUCUUACUGGUCUGCCCCAGGCAUCUAAUGGAGUUCCAGGGUGGUGGUUGAGGUUUCAGUAAUUUCAUCUACUACUUAGACAUGCAUUCAGGACUUUGGAACAGAUGGGCUGUAAUGUACCCUAAAAUUGCCAGUUUUUCUAGUACUGCUCCUAUGUCUAAUAUAAAGAAUUAAACAAAUUAAGCUUUUGCUUUCAUCUAUCUCUGUGCUUUAAAAUAAUAACCUCGUAUACACUCAAUUAAUAAAUCAUAGAAGGAAGUCCGGGAGCUUUUAUUAUUAUUUGUAUACAUCAUCUUGCUAUUGUUACAAAAUUUUGAAAAGUCAGUACACUAGGUUUGAUAAAUAGAGAGGGAAAUGGGCAGUUAUGAAAUAUGAAAUAUAAAUAAAUAAUCUUACUAUUCUGGGGAAAAAAAACACAUUAAUACAAAUUAUGUAGGUGUUUGUGCCAUGAGGUAUAUUUUCAGCAACAGUUGUAUUCUUAGUUUGAGUUGGUGCAAAUAGCAAUAGUGAACUGACAACUGAUAGUAAACUUUUUUAAAAAUAAGUUUUUUAUUUUUAUUUUUAAACAAACAAUUCAUUAAUCAAUCAGUGUAACAUCUGGGUACAAAAAAUUUUGUGUCAUCAUAUUCAACAUUUAUCAUCGUUUUCUUAGUACAUACUGGUAUUUAUCUUUCUUCUUACAUUUAAAUUUAAUAUAAUACAACGUAUUUUCCCCAGGUUUCUUAUUUUUACAUUGUCUAUUGUCUAUAUUCAAUCCAUUGAUAAAAUUGUCCCCAUACGUUGUAAUACUCAGAUUCUUCCUUCCCUCUGAUUGCUAAUGUUAAUCUACUCAUUUCUGCACAUUCUAAUAUUUUCUUAAUUAGCUCUCUCUUUGUAGGAAUUUUUAGUAAAUCUCAACUCUGUAAUCAAAUGGAAAUACAUCAAAGGUUUUGAGAUGCUCUGAAUAUUUUUUUCCAUUUCUGAAAAGUUGAAUGUAAAACUAUCAGUUUCAUUCUUUACCUUUUUAACUCUUGCACACAAUUUUCUAUGUUUGUGCAAAAUGCUGAAAUCCAGACAUCCCUGUCAUCAAAAUGUGAAAUAAUUUAUUUGUGCAGACUGGCAUUUUGUUUUCUAACAAUGAUAUUGACUAAGAUUGGAUACAAGGUUGAUUCAGGAAGUUAGUCCGCAAUAAUUAAAUUAUAAGGUUGGAAGAUUAAUAGAAUGUUCCUAGUUUAAACUAAUUUUACUGCCAUUAAUAAAUAAUAGCAGCUCUUUGAUAGUAAAAAAAAAGAAAAGCCAGUUAACUAGUCAGUGAAUGUAAAAUAUUCCUGAUUAAACAUAAAUAAAACAUAGAUAUAUAUAGCAGUUAUAUUUACAUAUAGUGCUUUCCUGUUUCUUUGCAAACUGUUGCAUUCAUUUAAUUGUAAAAAUAGAUACCCAUGAGGGUAUUUUAAGUUUUUCUGCUAAUAGCAUAUUUCGCACGAAGACCAGCUAGCUGGCGCGCAUGCACGUGACGGAACCCAGAAGUGCCACUGGUCACCGCGCGCAAACGUACCGGCCAGCUUCUCUCUUCCAGGUUCUGAUGCUCCUGCGUGCGCGCAUGUUCCAGUUUCAGCACUCGGUGCUGGAAAGUUAAAAGUUCUACGGUCACUUUGCAGGAAUAGUACUUGACCCAAGAUUGUAAUGGAACAAAAAAGGAUAAUUAUCACUUCUUGUAAAUUCAUGAGGGAGAGUCAAAAUUCUAAGUAAUGCAUAUUCUAACAAGAUGGAAACUUCUUCAUAGCUCUAACUAAUGGUUCCCUACUAUCCAACUCCUUCAGGAUUAUAGACUAAAAUAAUACUUUGUGCAAUCUGAAAUGAUGUCUAUAGAAAUUCUCAAUCAUCCAGGUCAUGCUUUUACAAAAGGCAACUGGACUUUCUUGCUUUUUCCUUAAAAUGUUUCCCCUUUCAUCCAAGAAGCUUUUUCAGUUCUAAUGAGAAGCAAAAUGUUUUCAGGGAAAAAAACCAAGAAAUUCAAGUGGCCUUUUGAAAAAGCACCUUUAGGAUAACCUGAAAUUAUGCUGAACCAGAUAAAUAUACUUUAAACUUGAAUUGCCUCUGAAUACAUUUCUUACUGGUAAGUAGCCUGUACUAGAUACUCAAAUAAUACAUAACCUUUCCAUACCAUCUUGCUCCAGUAGGCCAUUACCUACCAGCUGAAUAAUACAUCAGAGGCCUUGUAAGUUAUAGUGUUUACAUACCAGUACUUUUCAAUAGCAAAAGGUCUCUGAAUAAUUUAAGGAAAAAAAUUGAUAUAUCAGAACUAUAGGGUAUAACAAAUAGGGCUGCAAUGCCUAGGAAAAUAAAAUAAUAACUAGUAUUCAAAAUGCCAUAAUAUAUGAUCUCAUAUCAGUCUAUUUGAAGAGAAUAUUCUGGUGCUGAGGUACCACCACUUAAAAGCCUCUCCAAUUUAAAUUUUCUUCAUAAAUUACAAAAUGUUUAUAACGUUAGAGAUUUGUAGAGAGAAUAUAUUGCACCAGUAGGCACCUCCUUAAAUCAAAUAUUGCCAGGCAUGCCCAUAAAAAGAUGUAGAAAUAAGAAAUUGCUCAUACAUGUUACAUGAGCAACCACAUGUUUUUUAGAUAACCUUUAUCCUGUAAACUUGCAUUUUUAAAAACAGAUAAUACAAUAAUCCAGCAGAGGGCAACACCAGUUUUUCAAAUUUCAAAUUCAUGCACCAUGUAAAUCUAAAAACUUAAUGUUUCCUGUAAUGUUAUGUUCACUUGCUUCUGCUGGCAACAGAAAUUAUAGAUGAACUGAUAUAUUUCUAAGAAAAACAUCAGAACAAAGCCAGCUUGUAACAUCUUGUAUUUCAAUUUAAAAAUUAUAAUGCUAUUUCGCCACUGACAGCUCUGUUUACAUAUUACUUUGGUAUGUCUCAAUUUUUACUUCAGAAAACUUGAGCAACGUAAUCAAUUUUCACAUCAAAUAAUUGAUCAUUUGUAGACUCUGCCUCUUAUUUUAAUAUAGGUUAAAUUAUUAUGUUGGAUUUUUUUUUUUAGUCUGACUUGUACGAAUUCAAUCUUAUACACUAAAAAAGGGAGAAAUGACAAGAUCUGGAGUUAUUAGGUAUCCUUUCUUUCAUUUUAGCUGUUUCCUGGAUGUAGCUAUCAGCAAGGACACUGAAUAAUAAAGUUGCAAUCUCAAAUAACCAAUAGAUACUUUAGGGUUUUUCCAGAAAUACCAUGUAGACACAUAUGGCACUAAUAAAGUCACACCUCCAUAUACAUAAUUAUUUGCAAAAAAAACCCAUUUGUUUUCUUUUUGACAAUAAUAAUAAUAAUAAUGUUUUAAUUUGUAUACCGCCCUUCUCCCGAAGGACUCAGGACGGUGAACAGGCAGAUAAAAUACAAACAGAAACAUACACCAUAAUUAAAACAACCCUUAAAAAACUGAUUCAAAUUCGCCAAAUUUAAAUAACAUUAUACCCCAUAAAAAAUUACAGAAAGUUAAAACCCACAAUUAAAAAUUAAAAUUUAGAAUUUAAAAUCAGGCCAGUCCAGCCAUACGAAAUAAAUAGGUUUGAAGUUCGCGGCGAAAGGUCCUAAGGUCAGGUAGUUGUCGAAGCCCGAGGGGAAGCUCGUUCCACAGGGUAGGAGCCCCCACAGAGAAGGCCCUCCCCCUGGGGGCCGCCAGUCGACAUUGUUUGGCUGAUGGCACCCUGAGGAGUCCCUCUCUGUGGGAACGCACAGGACGCUGGGAGAUAGAGGCCGGCAGUAGACGGUCCCGUAAGUAGCCCGGUCCUAAGCCAUGGAGCGCUUUAAAGGUGGUAACCAAUACCUUGAAGCGCACCCGGAAAACAACAGAUAGCCAGUGCAGUCUGCGCAGGAUAGGUGUUAUAUGGGAGCUUCGAAUCGCUCCCUCAAUAACCCGCGCAGCCGCAUUCUGGACUUGCUGAAUUCUCCGGGUGCUCUUCAAGGGGAGCCCCAUGUAGAGAGCAUUGCAGUAGUCCAGACGAGAGGUAACGAGAGCAUGAGUGACUGUGCAUAGGGCAUCCCGGUCCAGGAAGGGACGCAACUGGCGGAUCAGGCGAACCUGGUAAAAAGCUCUCCUGGAGACGGUCGUCAAAUGAUCUUCAAAGGACAACCGACCAUCCAGGAGCACGCCCAAGUUGCGUACCUUCUCCAUCGGGGCCAACGACUCGCCCCGAUAGACAGCCGCAUCUGCAGCUGACUGUACCGAGGUGCCGGCAUCCACAGCCACUCCGUCUUGGAGGGAUUAAGUUUGAGCCUGUUCCUCCCCAUCCAGACCCGUACGGCUUCCAAACACCGGGACAGCACUUCGACAGCUUCGCUGGGGUGGCCCGGGGUGGAAAAGUACAGCUGAGUAUCAUCAGCGUACAGUUGGUAUCUCACCCCAAAGCCCCUGAUGAUCUCACCCAGCGGCUUCAUAUAGAUGUUGAACAGGAGGGGUGAGAGAAUCAAUCCCUGCGGCACCCCACACAUGAGGCACCUCGGAGUCGACCUCUGCCCCCCUGUCAACACCGUCUGUGUCCGGUCAGAGAGGUAGGAGGAGAACCACCAAUAAACGGUGCCUCCCACUCCCAACCCCUCCAACCGGCGCAGCAGGAUACCAUGGUCGAUGGUAUCAAAAGACGCUGAGAGGUCUAAUAGGACCAGGGCAGAGGAAUAACCUCUAUCCCUGGCCCUCCAGAGAUCAUCCACCAGCGCGACCAAAGCUGUCUCCGUACUGUGUCCGGGCCGAAAGCCGGACUGGAACGGGUCUAGAUAGACAGCUUCAUCCAGGUACUGGGGUAGCUGACAUGCCACCACACAAUGUAUAAAUCAUUCAUGGCAAGCAUUAAUAUUGUAAUACUUCUGAAAGAAACCAUUUUCUAACCAGCAUUUUAGAUUUUAAUUUUUCCUAGGCAGAUAAAUAAGGAUUCCCUGUAAUUUUCAGUAAUAUUUAAAAGAGUUUGUCUUUCAAAAUUUUGUAUUUUGAAAAAUAUUCUGUCCCAGUGGAAAUCAGGAAAGAUUUAGGCCCUUGCAGGAGAAACAGCUGCUGAGCCUUCAGGGGAAGAAUAGAGACACUCUAGAACAGGACACAGGAUUGUGAUUCUCUAAAGGGCAGAGAAAAUGCAGCUGUUGAUUGUUCACCUUUGAAACAAAUUAGAACAAAUGUGUGCUGACUAGGCCUAUCACCUUAUGAAAUGUGCUUCUAUAUGGAGAAAGGAUCAAAGAUGUAACAGAAUGAACUCUUGAGUCUUCUCAAGUCUUCUGAAAAUUACUUAUUUGUGUAAAUCCAUAUGGGGAUAAAUGAUACUUCAAUGAAUACCUAUAACUACCUAAAUACCAUAGCUUUUGGAGACUGAAGAAAGAACUCAAGACCCUUUAGGUUCUGAUAAUGUUGUUUUUAGUCAAUGGAAAUCAGUUGGAAAAAGAAAACAAAUGAUAUUGAAAAUGAAUGAUUGGUUAUAGCCAUAGCCAAUAUUUGUGCGAGAGAUUUGAACUCUAGAAUUAUGAUGUAAAUUACCUGGAUUAUGUCCUGCUGGCACAAAAUUGGUUGCACCUCCUAAGGGUUGCUAAAAUCAUAUAAAUUUUUACAACUUUUGUAGAAAUUAUGGAUGAAAAUUCUGAAAUAAUGACCCUGUAUUUUAAGUGAGAGUGUUUAUAUAACUAUAUAUAAACCUAUUAAAUCAUUCAUUGAAAAAUCAGGAAUAACAACCCAUGACUUUUGUUAUUUAUACAUUCUAAUGCCUAGAAUGUAUUUAUUUGGGAAAUAAAUAAAAUACUGUUGGGUUAAAUCUGUGAUAAAAAUGAAUGUUUUGCUACAAGUAUAUUUUUGUUUCAAAUAAUACCUGUUUUCACAACUGAUAUACUAUUCAAAUAAUGGCAAAACGAUAUACCUAAAUUUGUAUGGCAAGGAGAAAAAGCUACAAUUUAAAUAUAAAGUGUUACAGUAUGCAAAGGAAAGAGGACAGGGAUUUGAAAUUGUAUUUUGCAACUUGUCUGGAGGAAAGAAUGGUUGUUGCUGAGAACAAGAGUCAUUUAGAGUUAGAUGGUAAUUUGACAUGGAUAUUUAUAGUGUAAAAUAAUGUUAAAAUUAAUGUAGCUUUUAAAAACCAUUUUAUUAGAUAUGUCAUAUUGAGAAUAUGGAAUAAAUAUAAACCCAGAUUGUGUCUGAAAACACUUCUGUGGAUCUCAGAUUAAGAAGCAUUUCACAGAAGAGAAAAGUAGCCAAGGACAAAUGACUGACAUACUGGGAAUUAUUGGAAAAUCGAGAACUAAAUAAAGAAAGCAACUAGUAGGAAAAGGGCAUAGCUGUCAAUAGUUUCCCCAUUUACACUUAUCAAAAAUAUUCAAAAUGGAAAAAAAGACUUAUGGUAUGGAACAAAGUAAGAUAGAAUUUAAAGUACAAUUCUGCACUGAAAUGUGAAAUGUAUUAAGUUUUGUUAAAUUUUGAAACAGGAAGAAUAGGUUAAAAUAUGUGAUAAAGUGGGUUAAAAAUUUUGUUAUAUACAGAUGGAUCAGUGAAAAAUAUGUGGCUAAAAGGGUUGAAAUUUACAUUAUAUUAUGAUCUUAAAGAGAAUGUUUAUAAAAUUAUAUACUGUUGAUAAUGGACAUGAGAGAAAUUAUCUAGAAUGUAUAAAAGCACUUCAAAUGUAUGUUGGAAAUGUGAACAUGAAGGGAUGUUCAUAUUCAAGAACAAGUAAAAAAGCUAAAAAGUUAUGUGUUCAAAUAUAUAUAUUGAUUCAGAGGAUUUUAAAUAUUAAUAUUCAAUUGAAGCAAGAACUUUUCCUUUUAGGGUUGAUGGAUACACAGUUAGAAAAGAUACUGUGUUAUUUCAAUAUAUGACUACUUGUAUUGCAGCAAGAUUAUUAUAUGAAGGAAAAUGGAAUGAUUUUGCACUAUUGUACUCACUAUGGAGGGAUGUUUGGUGAAAUUGAUGGAUCUUGCUGAGAUAAAUAAACUGAUUUUGACUUCUUGGAUUAAAUGAAAGACAAAGUCUACAUUUAUUGGAGAUUAGAAAUCCUUUAUGGGCUUUUUGUGUAAAAAUGAAAAAAAACAACUUCUGAUUUAUGGUUUUGAUGAUUAGACAGGAUAAAUUAUGGAAAGAUGCAACUUUAGAGUUGCAUAAUGCAAACUUAGAGAGAUUGAAAUAUAAUUGUACAUGUGAAAGUAUUUUUCUCGUAUUUUUCUGUAAGACCUUGACUAUUGAAUUUUCCAUUUCUUUGCCAAUUGAUCUAUAAAA